AUGUUCUUCUUCGGGCUCGGUGGGCUGUUUACUGUCGCGGUACUCCUCGUCAAUGCCAUAGCAAUCCUCUCCGAGGACCGCUUCCUCGCGCGCAUUGGCUGGACAGCAUCUGCAGACCCCGGUUUCGGCCGCCCUGGCGAUGAUGCCAGUAUAAAAGCGCGAUUGAUCAACCUUGUCUCCUCGGUACGGACUCUCAUGAGGUUACCCUUGAUGUUAAUCAACACCCUCAUGAUAGUCUACCUACUAGUUCUCGGUUGA
Messenger RNA from Alternaria postmessia, 258 nucleotides. RefSeq lists its product as uncharacterized. Gene Ontology annotation, biological process: endoplasmic reticulum to Golgi vesicle-mediated transport. Gene Ontology annotation, cellular component: COPII-coated ER to Golgi transport vesicle; Golgi membrane; endoplasmic reticulum membrane. The record is from RefSeq and is a predicted model, not a curated record. The transcript has 4 exons. The coding region runs from base 1 to 258 and encodes 85 amino acids. NCBI's taxonomy places the organism in Eukaryota, Fungi, Ascomycota, Dothideomycetes, Pleosporales, Pleosporaceae.